UUAUAUUUCAAUCACAUCAAGUAUACAAAAAUAAAACUUACGUGUUCUUGCCAUUCUCCAUUCCCAUAACCAUAUAAGCCGAGAUGAAUACCCGAGAAGAAGUAGGUGAAUUCUCUAAACUCUUCAAUGGUUUCAUGACUCUAAUGAGGAGAUUCAUAUUCAAAGUUCUAUGCGUCGGUCCAAUCCCUAACCACAUCUCAUUCAUCAUGGAUGGAAACCGCAGAUUCGCCAAGAAACACAAUCUUCAAGACCUAGACGCAGGACACAGAGCUGGUUUUGUAUCCGUAACACAUGUUCUUCAGUACUGCCAAGAGAUUGGUGUACCGUACGUCACACUCUACGCCUUUGGCCACGAUAAUUUCAGGAGAGAACCUGAAGAAGUCAAGUGUGUGAUGGAUCUGAUGCUUGAGAAAAUCGAGCUCACAAUCGAUCAAGCUAUCUCCGGGAAUCUAAACAAUUUGAAAGUGAUCUUUAUUGGUGAUUUGAAUAUGUUAAACGAGCGUCUUAAAGCCGCAGCGCAGAGACUGAUGGAAGUUACCGAGGAGAAUAGAGGUUUAAUGGUUGUGGUUUGCGUUGCUUACAGCACAAGUCACGAGAUUGUUCACGCUAUUAGAGAAUCUUGUGUAAAGAAGUGUGGUGAUGGAGAUAGUCAGGUUUUGGAGGUGAGUGACAUUGAAGAGUGUAUGUAUACAUCAAUUGUUCCUGAUCCUGCUCUUGUAAUAAGAACAGGAGGACGAGAUCGGCUGAGUAACUUCAUGACUUGGCAGACUUCAAAGUCUCUCCUUCAUACCACGGUGGCUCUUUGGCCGGAGUUAGGUCUUUGGCAUUUGGUUUGGGCUAUUCUUAAAUUCCAGAGGAUGCAAAAUUACUUGCAGAAGAAGCAAAAACUCGACUAAAUAGGUUUAACUUAAAUACUAGCAUGGUCGGACAGAUUUAUGAGGACAUAAAACAUAGUAAUAAUUAAUUUACUUACAAAGUAGAGAACCUAUGUAUUAGUUUUUAAAAUUUUGGGAGCCAGCACGAAUGUCUCAUUAUGCUUUGUCCAAAACCGGUCCCAUGAACUCUUAACACUUAUGUCGGAGUUGCAUGUUUUUUGUGGCACAAGAAAUGAUAGAUAGGAACGAGAAAACAGAAGAAAUCAUCCUUAUUAUGCAUUGGAUCCAAACAAAAACCUAAAGACAGAUGAUCGCGAUUCAACGAUGCUAAAACACUAAAAUUUAAACAUAUUUCGAUAAAUAAAAACAAAUAAACAUUUGAAAAUUUUAGAACCUAGCCACACCUUGACCAGGUUUGCCUUGGAACCUGCAGACAUUACAGAGAGGUAAGAACAGAGAAAGAAUCUGAUAAUUGUCUUCUCCACCCAUAGUGGGCAUCAGGACUCCAAUCUUAACCAGACUAACGUAUCCAGGCAGAUAGGUUUUCCCAAAACUCCCUCCAGGAGAUCACUCAGGUUAAAGAACUUAAACUGAGUCUCAAGAUGAGCAAAAACAUCAUUUUUUUUGUUUCGAAUACCAUGAAGUUUGGGGCCGAAGCCCACAAUUUCCGCCAAACCCAAUAUCACAACAUGUAGUAUUAGUUUCGUCCCAUCGGGGUCACUCAAACUGGGAGACCUCUGACACAAUCGACAUAAUAUUUUCUAAUUGAGCUAAUCACCUUUCUAGAUAAGCAAAUUAAUGACCUUUCCAGAUGAGCAAAAACAUCAUCUUCAGGCAACUGAUAGUUACGAACUCUGUCUUCUUCUUUCCCUAUUGGUCUAUAACCUUAAUAUCCAUCUGAAAAUACCAGAUACGCGACUCUCACGUUAUUCCUCUCAUCUGUUCUCUCAACAACAAUUUCUCUUUCUUCAAGAUUGAUUCUCCCUUCUGCUUCACCUCCUGUUGGGACGUUCCAUCUCACAACCAGAGAGUGGAGAAUCAAUUUGGUGAGAAUUCCAAAAUUAAACGUGCUUAAAUUAGAGUAAGAAUCAUGAUAUAUUAGAAAAUGAUUCUUAUACGGUGGGAGGGAAGCCAGAGUACAUAAAAAGAUUAUGAGGUAACCGUAAGAAUAAUAAAUAAGUCUUUGGCAUUCCAAAAGUUAAUACAUGGAUCAUCAUACAGGAGAGAGUUACAUGAUGUUUACAUGAUGGGUUACUUUGUCAUUGACCUUUAACACAUUUAGGUACUUUACACUUGAGGGCGCUGUUUGUUUCUCCAUUCAAAUGAUCCAUUCAAAUGGAAAUGAGCUUCUUGUUUGUUUAUACACAAAAAGUACAACUCAUUCAAAUAGCUCAUUUGAAUGAUUUUCGAAAAAUUAGGUUUAAUUUCAAAAACCAGUUGACUGAACCGAAUUGGAUCAUUUGGCUGGAAUUGGUUCAGUCAAAAUAUCAAAAUGUCAAUUUUGCCCCUCGCCAAAUCCUAAAAUUACAAACCUAAAAUCUAAAGCGUGAAAGAUCUCUCUCUCGUAUCUCUCUUUGCAGUCUGCGAAGAUCACCAUGAAAUCACCAUAGCUUGAGCUCUCUCUCUCUCCGCCGCGUCUCCUCUCCGUCUCUCUCUCCGCCGCGUCUCCUCUCUGUCUCUCUCUCUCCGCCGCGUCUCCUCUCCGUCUCUCUCUCUCCGCCGCGUCUCCUCUCCGUCUCUCUCUCCGCCGCGUCUCCUCUCCGUCUCUCUCUCUCUGCCGCGUCUCUUCUCCGUCUCUCUCUCUCUCUCUCUCUCCGCCGCGUCUCCUCUCCGUCUCUCUCUCUCAAGUGAUCUUGUCUCAUAUUCAGUGACCUGUUUCCAAUUUCAAUGACAUCUGUUCCUGGCACCGAUGUUUGGUGAAGUAGAGGAUACUGUUUGGUGAAGUAGAAGCUUGCUGUGAUUGUUUGGUGUCUGUUUGGUGAAGUAGAAGCUUGCUGUGAUGGACAAUAAUGAAAUAUUAAGACUUCUCGUUGAAGAUGAUGAGCUGGAUUUGUUGUUUGAUGAGAAUCAGCACAUGUAUACUCUUGUAGAGGAAAUGUUUGGAGUGCCAGAAGCUGAUACUAAUAGGCAAUCAGUCAGGACAAACCGAGGUGAAGGUUGGCGACGUGUGCAGCGUUUCAUGAACGGGUCCGAGGUACAAUGCUAUGAGAUUAUGCGCAUGAACCAGGAAACAUUUAAGAGUUUGUGUAAGAUGCUAUCAGAAAAGUAUGGGUUAAAGGAGACUCUUAAUGUCUACGUUGAGGAGAGUGUUUCAAUGUUCUUAGAGACGGUUGGACAAGACGUAACUGUACGGGAUAUAUCAGAGCGUUAUCAGCAUUCAACUAACACUAUGUAAAGGAAGCUAGAAGAGGUAUUAAGUUCUCUCUUGAAGCUUGCAUCAGACAUUGUGAAACCGACUAGGAAUGAGUUUGCAACUGCUAGUCCUUUUCUAGAAGGUAAACCACAGUAUUGGCCUUACUUUAAGAACUGCAUAGGUGCUUUAGAUGGAACUCAUAUUGCUGUCCGUCCACCAUCUGGGAAUAGUGAGCCAUUUAGAGGUAGAAAAGGUUAACCAACCAUGAAUGUGCUGGCUAUUUGUAAUUUUGACAUGAGGUUCAUCUACGCUUAUGUUGGAGUUCCCGGGAGAGCACAUGACACGAAGGUGCUAACAUACUGUGCUACUGAAGAAGCUUCUUUUCCUCACCCACCAGCUGGAAAAUACUACUUGGUCGACUCAGGCUACCCAACCAGAACUGGUUACUUAGGUCCUCAUCGCAAGACUAGAUACCAUAUAGAUCAGUUCAACAGAGAAGGUCCACCAUCAAACACUAGGGAAUUGUUCAACCGCAAGCACUCCGGUUUAA
Messenger RNA from Brassica napus (rape), 3778 nucleotides. Its product is annotated as dehydrodolichyl diphosphate synthase 8-like. NCBI's taxonomy places the organism in Eukaryota, Viridiplantae, Streptophyta, Magnoliopsida, Brassicales, Brassicaceae. Gene Ontology annotation, biological process: polyprenol biosynthetic process. The record is from RefSeq and is a predicted model, not a curated record. The transcript has 5 exons. Gene Ontology annotation, cellular component: endoplasmic reticulum. Bases 84 to 896 code for a protein of 270 amino acids.